CAGGGUCUCUGGGUACCUAUCGUCACCGAUCUUUGGUCCAGUGAUCACAGGACACAAGGCAGUGCAGCGAAGCAAACGUGUGACUCGGACUGAUCACUUAGCUUGAGAAAGUCCACAGGAGUGGAUGAAAGCUUGCAUAACAAAUUUAAGGUUUAGGACGUACAAUUCACAAUGGGUAACGUCUACAAACUUUGGUUUGGUCUGGUGGUGCUCCGCUUCAUCUGGUGUAUAUGGCCUCAAACAAGUUAUGUGGAUCCGGCUGAAUUCUUUGAGGGAACAGACAAGCUUGCCUCUCGUAUAUUUGGAUUCCCAAGCACUGCUGCUGCGGGCUACGACACGCCCAAACCCCAGACCACCAUCUUCUUCCCAUACAUCACGGCUGGCGCUGGCUUCCACCUCCUCAGGAAACUGGCUGAACUGGGACUCGUUGCCGUCAACGAACGAACUCUCCUCAUCGCACCACGUUUGAUGAUCACAGCUGUGUCUCUGCUCUGCGAUUCCUGCGUGUAUAACAUAGCAACCAUCUUGGGCCAAGAUGCAGGUGCUUGUAUGGUCAUCUUCGCCAGCUCGUUCGCGACCCUGGUGUUCAUGACCCGAAACAUGACCCACGUCAUCAGCACUUGCACUUUUGCUCUCUUACUCCUCCUGGUGGUGGAUUCUCGUAAGAGUCAGCUGGCUCCGAAGACACCAUCCAAGGAUGGGAAACAGAAGAAGAAGAGUAAGGUGGUGAGCGAUCCGAACCAUGGUUUUUGGUUGGGAGUCUUUGUCUUGGAGGGUGUCUUUAACCAUCCAUCCUUUUUCAUCUAUUACCUCAUCCCCAUGGCUUUCUGGCUUACAGGAUCGGCCUCCCAGCUCGGUUCCGGAGCCCUCAGAACAGUCCUGUACAACCUGGCAUCCUUGCUGCCUGGUAUCGUCACAAUGGGUACCUUUUUACUUGUCCUGGAUUCCACAUUCUAUGGAACCCUUGAUGCGGAGAUCCUCCUCAACCCUCAGCUGUUGCUCGAGAACCUUAACUCCGGGUUGGUGCAGAACUUGACAGUUGCGCCCCUCAAUUUCCUGCGGUAUAACUUUCUGGACGCCCCUCUGGAAAUCAGACCAAAAACCACCCAUCUCCUAUUCAACCUUCCAUUGCUUUUCUUUCCUCUUGUCAUCAGCUUCAUAUCGGAGAUCUUCAUGGUGUACAAGGGAGCAGAGCCCCAGAGCGGAAAGACAUUUUCGACAUCGACAAGCCGUGCCUUCUUUGCCCUAGUUUUCACCACCCCACUUCUUGUCUUCUCUCUCUUACCUGACCAAGAUCCGAAGCUUCUGCUUCCCCUCAUCAUACCUCUGGUGCUCCUCUAUGCAGAGUAUGUGAUCUACCCUGCCACAGGUAUGCCUAACGCACCUUGGAUUGUCUGGAAUGUAUUGUUUGGAUUGGUAUUUGGAGCUGUGCUGCAGGGUGGGGUCAUCCCGGCCCUUGGAGACAUCAAAGCCACAGUGACAGCACCCGUCGUUGGUAAACCCACCUUCUACCACUAUGUCUUCUACCACACCCCCACCCCACCCCAAUACCUCUUAGCCUUGCCACCCCAAGGUACAUCAUCGAAACACCAAAACCAGUUCCUCAUCCACGAUCUUGGCGAGAUGGACCGCUUUGAUAUGCACCAGACGAUCGGCUCCCUCCUCAGAGACGACAAGUCAUCUCCAGAGGCUUCGUCGUACAAGAAAGAGAUCUACGUCAUAGCCCCAGCGUCCAUAGAUGCCCUCUUCUGCCGAAUCAACGUCAAGUUCACCUACAAAUUCGUGAAGAGGUUCACUCCCCACGUUAGUCUAAAUGAACCACCGUACCUAUUCCCCGACUAUGUAUGCAGUGCGGAGAAGGACCGUAGUUAUUUCCGCAUGGGUAUUCAAGAUCGUAUUCCAGCACUCUUCUCUUUGAAUAUGUACAAGGUAAAACUUGUGCGUCAUGUUGGAUCGGAAGAUAUAGAGAAGUAUGAUGAUAUUCAAAAACAGAAAUCUAAAGGAACCAAUAAAAAUCAGUAAAUGACACUUGCUUACUAAUACUAUUGAGGUUUUUCUGUGAUAAUUGCAUGUAGAAAGCUGAUUAUUUUGGGAAUCUUGGUUUUAUAGAUUGCAGAUGAUAUGGGUAAGAAAAUUGAUUAAUAAUAACAAAAACAUAUGUUAUGUCUUUUCAUUUUUUUUCAGGACAUUAUACAAUAAUGUUCUAUGAGCUGCAGAGACUUGUAUUGAUUACAUACUCAUUCUUCCAUUUAUCCACAAAUAUGCAUGCUCAUUUAUGUACUGCAAUUGUGAUUCUAAAUAUUCUCAAGUACUGUAUAAAACUAUUACCCAAAGGAACCGUUUGUCUUUCAUGUUUUUACUGAAAUCUGACAGUGAUGUCUUGAGACCAGUCAAUGUCUUGGGUUUUGGCCCAAGGACCUACCGGUAAUACUACAUGAAUUUAAUAAAAGAUUAUCCUCCUGGUCUUUUAUACCCCAUGGGCCAGUUUUUCAAGACUGUCAUAAGUCUAAGUUUGUGAAAAUCCCAUUGAAAUGCAUGUUAACUACUCCCGUUACAAUUGUAAACCCACAAGAUUAGAGUUACAACAGUUUCAAAACACUUUUGUCAGGUCUCGUCGGUAACACUUACUUGACUAGGUCUGCACUUCAAAAAUGCAAUUUAUAGCCAUGUUAUUUAAGUUUUUCAGCAAGUACUCCUUCAAAUGGAUAUGAUUGGGUGAUUACAACAUCUAUGUCUUGAAGAAAUGAAUUGUGGACCACCUUGACUUGAUAAAUGAAGUAUAUAGUAAUACCAGAAAGUUAAUAGAUUUAUUUCCAGGGUAUAUUUGUAUCGUUAUUGUGCUAAGCACAUUGUGUCUAAAAGUUAGAGGGGUAAAUGAGAACAUAAUCAGCAAAGGUUCAUUC
Molecule: messenger RNA, 2903 nt
Organism: Strongylocentrotus purpuratus (purple sea urchin)
Lineage: Eukaryota; Metazoa; Echinodermata; Echinoidea; Camarodonta; Strongylocentrotidae
Gene: pigz
Product: GPI mannosyltransferase 4
Exons: 3
Coding region: 172-2022 (616 amino acids)
Biological process (GO): GPI anchor biosynthetic process
Cellular component (GO): endoplasmic reticulum membrane
Molecular function (GO): alpha-1,2-mannosyltransferase activity
Source: RefSeq, a predicted model, not a curated record